AUGAAGGAAGUACCAAUGAUAAAUCGAUUUAUAGUGGGAACUUUUGCUAUAUUAUUAGGAGGUUAUGUUACUUAUAAAUCAGGUAGUGAUUUUCAAUUUAUGAAAUUUACACCUCAUUCACCAGAGGAAAUUGAACGUCGAAAACGGGAGAAUAUUGGAUUUUCUGUUAAAUUUACUGAAGAUAUGACUUUGGAUUUAACACCUGAAGCUAAAUUGAAAUAUGAAAAAAUGAGACUAGAGAAACUCAAGCAUGAAGAAGAAAAAGAGAAGAAUAAGAAUAAAGAGUAG
Molecule: messenger RNA, 288 nt
Organism: Candida tropicalis MYA-3404
Lineage: Eukaryota; Fungi; Ascomycota; Pichiomycetes; Serinales; Debaryomycetaceae
Exons: 1
Coding region: 1-288 (95 amino acids)
Source: RefSeq, a predicted model, not a curated record